AUAAUAAAUAAACUAAUUUAUUCACCUUAUUUAAAGAAGUAGCUGUUUCAGUCUUAUUACAUGAAAGCGAUGCUGUUAUAACAUUUUUCCUAAUUGCGAUCGUAUAACGAUAAACGGUAUGGAAACGUUCAGGAAGGAUAGGUCGAACAACGGUACCUCGAAGGUGUCAAAGGAGACGAAAUACGGGGGAAUGUGCGAAAGUCAAAUAAUACCACCUACCGAACUAAAAGAAUUUUAGUCUGCUAUACAACAGCACGCGCAACAGCACAACGAAAUGAAGCUGAUAGCUUUUAUUUUCUACUCUAUUCUAAUCGUGAUCGAGUCAUCGAAGUGUCCAGAAUCGAAGAAACCACAUUCCACUAGUUGCACCGUAUUUUACAAUUGCGUAAAUUUGCCUAGUGGCGGUUACGUUUGGGUGCCCAGUAAAUGUACCGAGGGCUUGAUAUUCCAGCCGUACUUAAGAAUGUGUGUUCUUCCUGGCGAUUCUUGGGAAUGCGACACAUUAUCGACAGAAUCGUCUGUUAUAACAAACAGAUACGAUAUUCCUGAAUUGAUCAAUCCAAACGAAACGAGUUAUGUUGGAUUAACAGAAGAUCCAUGGAAUCUUUCUGAACUUAUUGACUCGUCAUAUACUACUGAUAGCAUCCCUGAUUAUUCUGAUCAAGAAACGGUGACUCCAUAUCCUUUGAUUGAAUUUGCAGAAAUAAUGGAACACGAAUCAAACGUGGGCAAUGCUUCCGAAAUUAAUGAUAAAGAGAAGAAUGGUCGUUUACAAACACAAGACGAUAAGAAAUACUAUUCAAUGUUGAAUCAAUUAAUACGUCAUCUGUUACUUUACAAAGAAAUUACUAUUCCCCUGGAACUUUUGGCAUCAUCUACAUCAUCAUCAUCUACACCUUCUAGACUUGUUACAAGCCUACCAUUAAACAAUUAUCUUGUACAAAACUAUAUUCAGCAAAACAAUAAUUUACAAAAUACUAUUAUAACUGGUAUGAAAUUGCAUAACACAACUGAAAGCAGCACAACUUUAAAAAAUAAUGUUGAUGAUACAGUAUUAAAUGCGAAAGAUUCGUCGGUAUUUGAUAACGUGAAGAAUGAAAACACUAUAAUCCUAAUUACCGAUAAUUUGGGGAACAAGCAAUAUUUGACCAUUGAAAGAUACAAAUCAUUGGCUUAUCAAUUGGAUCAACAAUAUGUUCGGUUUAUUCCAUGUAUAAAAAAUAUUCGAAUGCCAAAUAUUACUAACUGCGCCAAGUAUUAUGUAUGUGAACCUGAAAUGGCUUCUGUAAUAGAAUAUUCAUGUCCUUUGUUCACGGCAUUUAAUGCAUAUGCAAGAACAUGCGAUACAGAAAGUUAUAAUAAAUGUGUAGAAAAUAAAAAUAAGGGAAGUACAAAUUCAACUGGAAGUACAGAUAAUACAAUUAAAAUAAAUGUACCAGAUAAAAAUAUAUGUACUGAACACGGAAAAACAAAAGAUAUCACGUCUGAAUCACAUUACUAUAUUUGUUAUUCUGCUUCAGAUAAUUCACAAAUCAAAUCUAUAAGAAUGACAUGUCCAAAUGACUUAAUAUUUUGUCAAACUAAGAAAGUUUGUACAAUAAAAAGUCUCUGUACGACAACAUAAAAUAGGAAUAUCCUUUU
Bombus pyrosoma is the source of this 1641-nucleotide messenger RNA. RefSeq lists its product as uncharacterized. NCBI's taxonomy places the organism in Eukaryota, Metazoa, Arthropoda, Insecta, Hymenoptera, Apidae. The transcript is spliced from 2 exons. Gene Ontology annotation, molecular function: chitin binding. The record is from RefSeq and is a predicted model, not a curated record. Gene Ontology annotation, cellular component: extracellular region. Bases 275 to 1624 code for a protein of 449 amino acids.